UGGAUGAUAUCAAAGGGGGUACACAAUACCAUACUUCGUACUGUACGCGCCAGCCCUUGUGGCAUUGGAAUUCGACCUGCUGCGUAUGCCCGUCUCUCUAUCUGGCGACGCACCUAAAGUUGGAACGAGGACAGGUGCAUGUUCUCCUGGCGCGGAGGUGAACAGAGGAGAAUGUCUUUUUUGGAAUGCUAGCAGUAGCAGGGCGGGAAGCGUUCAUGGACGCGAUGGGGGCUCAGGAAACAACCCCGCUUCCCUUUACGGAUCAUGAAAAGGAGAACAAGUCCGGACACUCACAUAACACAGUACUCCGUACAGUUUAAUAAUUGGAUUCCCCUCCGUAGCCAUCCUUCCAACACCGCCAACAGCCCAGAAAGCCGACAAUUAUUGUCAUUAUUGAAAGGGAUGCCGAAUAUCCCCGUUCCUCGUCCGAGCUGUAUCCUGUACUUGGAAGAACAAAGGCCUGAUUUCGCUUUCCCCGCAAAUGGGCAGCAGUGGUAUUGGGUAUGCCGGUUUUGCGGAGGAGGAGCUCUUUGUUCUUAUGCGAAGGAGGGGUUUUCUGGGAUGGGUGGCUGGUAUUGUUGGAUGAGGGCGGUGGGUGUAGGUGGCUUUGCUGCCGCUACUGUGUUGAAGGUAGAGCAGAUUGUCCGCGAGGGUAGGAACCUAAGGUCUUGUAGUUCUUCUACAUUGCUUUCGUCCAGCGGUACAAGAACCCUUGGUAGAACCAGGCUCCGGAAGGACGACCUCUGCACUUUUCUGGGGUAUACUGGGGAAGUUCAAAGCAGGGAGAUUGCAAAGGAGGUGGGAGGUGGGUAGGAAUCAGGAUGGAAAGGAUCUAGUGCGCGGAUGGAGGUGCACUGCAGAUAGAGGGAGGGGUGUUUAGCAAAUUGUAGCCUCGAGGAGUUGUUGCCGGGUUGAGAUGGAAUGGUGGUAUGGAGGGGCGUUAAAAGAUAAAUAUGUUUAUUUAUUUGUAUCCUGCAUGUUUGUUCUGUAGGUAUUUCUGUUUCGAGCGUAGUUAAGUAGUAGGUCUUAGGGUACUGUUCGCUCUAGAUUGGUCGCUGGGGUAU
Molecule: messenger RNA, 1064 nt
Organism: Westerdykella ornata
Lineage: Eukaryota; Fungi; Ascomycota; Dothideomycetes; Pleosporales; Sporormiaceae
Exons: 2
Coding region: 265-813 (182 amino acids)
Source: RefSeq, a predicted model, not a curated record